CGGAAUCACCGAAUCGCCAAAAGUUGUUGGAAAAAAUAGGAAUUACACAGUGAUGUAUUUUUUGUCGCCUCGCAUGGUUACCGAAAGGAUGAAACAUGGCUGAGGUAAAGGAAAGGGUAAAGAGAUCGUCAGUAACGAAAUACACCAAUGAAUCAGAUCAAUGCGAAAAGAUCACCCAGAAAUAAUUUAUUGAAACACCGGGGGCGAAGUGGUUUCGUGUCGUUUGAUUAUGUUACGACUAGUGGAUCCCAACGAGGUUAAACCAUGGCAGAGCUGUGCAAUAUGUAGCGACAAGGUAUUUUUUAGGACACCAAGAGAAUUUAGUUCUCAUCUAAGACAGGUGCACUGCACAAAAGAAGGAGGAUCGUUCGUUUGCCGUUAUGGUAAAAAUGGCGUUUGUCCUUCCCUACCUGUUGAAGGUGUCAGCGACAAAGACUACGAGGAUCAUGUAAGGAAGAAUCACACAAAAGUGGAGGAGGUAAAAUCAGAGAGUCGUGCUCCUGUAACCACUGAUGAAUCACUAUACCCAAGACCUAGAUUACCACCCAUCUCAUUUCCUAAUGCAAGUUCUUUCACGGUAUAUUCUUCUACACAAAACCUUCCUGCCAUCUUAAAUGACCCACGACUGCUGAAAAGACAGACAGACUUCUUCACCAAGACAUGGGGUGAAGAUUUUACAUCACAAGAUGUUCCACCCCUCACAUUGCUACCAAAUAUCCCCAAAGCUUCCUUUGAUGACUACCUCAAGAAAACUGAGUUUAGGUUCAAAGUUCAUCACAAAAUCAAGAAAAACUCAAUUGGGGGUGCAACUACAGCAACUCCUGGUGACACUGGGUUUACAGCAGCUGCUGUUGCUGCAGCCAAAAGACAGAGUGUUGACAAAGCUGCAUCAGACAUCAGCCUAGUACCAAAGGUGUUCAUGAUGCCCAAUUUUGCUUUGGAAGACCCUGAGAUCUUUAACAAUGUCCUUCCUUGGAGUAUGGUGACUCAAGAACCAGCUGAUGGUGCAAGGGCUGUGCCAAGGAACUCAGCAAAGCUUCUUCAGGAAAAGUUGUCGCAUUACUUGGACAUCACAGAAGUGAAUCUGGCUCAUCAGAUCUCACUAAGAUCAGAAGAUUUCUUUAGUGCAAUGGCAUCCCAAGAUCAGCUGCAGGAUCAUGUUGGAGAGACAAUCAGUGAGAUUAAACAUUUAAGAAUGAAGGUGCAAAAAGUUCAAGAGGUUUUGUGUUCAGGAUUCCUGAAUGUUCUCAGGCUUUCAUCGUUGAGAUCUAAAUAUGUCAGUGUUUUUGAAAAGCUGAAAUUGAUGGCCACAGUUCACCAAACCCAGCCAACAAUUCAGCUGCUUUUGUCCACUUCAGACUUUGUUGGUGCACUGGAUUUGAUUGGUACUACUCAAGAAGUUUUGCAGCAAGAACUUGCGGGCAUUCAAAGCUUUAGACACUUAGGCUCACAACUGGCAGAACUUGAACGAGUGAUCGAGAGAAUGAUGGAAGCAGAUUUUGUUGAGUUUGCAACAGCCAACCUUACCAGGACAUCAGAGGAUGACAUGGAGAGCGAAGGACUUGUUGAUGAGGAUCGGCUUGCGUCUGUAUUGUUUGGUCUUCUCCGGAAACACAAGUUGCAUUUUCUUCACUUGUAUCGUGACGAAGCUUAUGCUACAAUAAAGAGUACAGUAAGACAGACAGUACAAGAUAUUGUGACAGACAGCAAAGAGAAUGAAGAGGAAAGUCAAAGUAUUAAUGAUGCAAUGAGGGGCUUGGAUUUCCUGCAAUGGAUGAACAUGCUGGAGAAAGUGUUUAAUGCAUCUCUGUGUGUUCUGCGAAGGAUGCGGGUGUUGCAUCAGAGCAUUGUGCGAGUGUUGAUGAUAGCCGCUGGAGGUGUUACAACUCACUUCGAUCAAGAUGACUUGGAAAGUUUAGGCAUUUCUGAAUCUGAUUUUCUUAAACCUGUUUGCAGUGGAAUGGACAUCUUGAUAAACACAACUGAUUAUAAGAAACUGACGCAGGAAAGUAAGGAGCUGUUAUGUGCAGGUUGUGAAAUGGCACAGCUGCGUUGUGCGAAACUUAUUAAUGUUAGAGGAAAGGCUGGUUAUCUGGACAGCUUAUCCUCGGCAGAGUUUGUUAGGCUGACACGUAUGGUGGAAGACUUUGUUAUGGACUGUGAGAAAAUAUGUGGACGUCAGAGCCAUAGUCUGAGGGCCACUCUUUUGUCACAAGCUAAAAAAUUUGUGGAAAGGUUCCACGAGGAACGCAAAAAUAAGUUAAGUCUGAUAUUGGACAAUGAGCGAUGGAAACAGGCUGAUGUUCCUACAGAGCUCCAGUCUUUAGUGGACUCCUUAGUUGAUGGUGUUUACCCACGGGGCAAGGAGCCAACUUUUUCUAUAGGUCCCACGGCAACUAGCGACAGCAAGCCAUCCCCAGUUUUAUUUGUUAAUGGAGAAAAAUUUACGGUUGUUGGAACAGUGCUGUUAUUGGUGAACAUGUUAGUGGAAUACUGCCAGUGUGUAGAUGACACCCCGAUGCUGGUCACAGACAUUAUGAAUAAAUUGUUUGAAACUUUGAAGAAAUGGCAAUGGCAGAAGACCUUGACACGUGCAAUAAUAACAUCACUACCACCAUUAUGGAAAGUGCAGUGGAGACCGCUGGGAGAAACAAACCACCAAGACAGGAAAAGCUCUCCAGAGUAACAAGGCAACUUAGAGAGAAGCGGCGCCAGAUGAAGAGAAGUGGAACAGAUGUACAACACAUUGAGUACACUGAGAUCUGUAAAGCCAUCAGACAGCGCAUGAAGGAGGAAAUAAAUAGCUACAAUGAAGAAGAACAGUUAAAACCGCUGGCAAACAACACAGGCCUCAUGUCUACGAAACGGAUGCAGUGUCAGGCAGAAACAACAUCGUUGCCUUUAAAGAGAAAGACGGUAGGCUCAUUGAAGACCGUGACAGGAUGAUCAAGAGGUGUGAGGAGUUUUACACCGAACUCUAUAGCACCAGACGACUACAGGAUCAACCUUUCAAUGAUGGCCACUACAUGGAAACAGGUCCAAUCCCUCCCAUCCGACAAUCAGAAGUGAGAAACGCAGUCAAGCGUCUAAAGCGUGAUAAGGCUCCUGGAGAGGACAAUAUCACCGCUCGCAUUCUACAGGAUGGCGGAGAGCCUAUUGUCAAGAUACUCACAAAGCUGUUUAACAGAUGCGUUGUGGAAGGCAAAGUCCCCAGCUGUUGGAAAAACGCAUCGGUAAUCAUCAUCCACAAGAAAGGAGACACGGCUGAUAUUAAGAACUACAGGCCGAUCAGCCUUCUGCCAGUAACUUACAAAAUCUUUUCACAAAUCCUACUUCAAUGGAUGCAAGGUGCCUUGGAUGAACACCAACCAAUAGAGCAAGUAGACUUCAGGGCGGGUUUCUCUACCGUCGACCACAUUCACGUUGUAAGUCAGCUACAAGAGAAGGUAAACGAGAAUAAGAUUCCACUCUGUUUUGCUUUUGUUGACUACGAGAAGGCGUUCGACUCCAUUGAAUUUACACCGCUUUUCAAGGCACUGGAGAACCAAGGAGUUGAUCAGGAUCAUAUCACUAUCUUAAGUGACCUGUACAAUGGUACCACCUCGGUUCUAAAACUACAUAGGGACAGUGAUAAAAUAACGUUGGGAGCUAGACAGGGUGACAACAUAUCACCUAGACUCUUUAUAUCAUGUUUUCAGGAUGCGAUCAUAAAGAGAAUUGAUUGGGAAGGCAGAGGCCUCUCCAUGGAUGGAGAAUACCUCUCCCAUCUAAUUUUUGCUGACGAUAUCAUGUUGUUGGCCAAGUCACCAGAGGAAGUGAACGGUAUGCUCAUUGACAUCCAUAUGACAAACAAAACAGUUGGCUUCAACAUGCAUCUAGGCAAGACUAAAGUGAUGUUCAAUGACCAUGUCGGCAAGUCAAUAAUAACUGUCGAUGGCAAGACCAUUGAGGAGGCAGACAGCUAUGUCUACUUAGGAAAGACAUUGACACGAGAUAAUGACCUACUUCCUGAGAUUACGAGAAGGAUUGCAGUUGGUUGGGCAGCCUUUGGAAAAGUGGACAACAUCAUGAGAAGCCGCAAGGCAAGUAUGAAGAUCAACAGGAAGAUACACGAUGAGUACAUUCUACCAGUAAUGACUUACGGGUGCGAGACAUGGGCAUUAAACAACGCUAUGGCAGCGAAGCUUGCGGUCGCACAACGAAAGAUGGAACGUAUAAUGCUGAACAUUACCCUUCGAGACCGAAAGCAAAACACCUGGAUUCGGCAAGAAACUGGUGUAAGCGAUAUCGUCAAUGCUAUCAGAUGGCAAAGCACAGAUGGGCAGGUCACAUAGCA
Molecule: messenger RNA, 4336 nt
Organism: Stylophora pistillata
Lineage: Eukaryota; Metazoa; Cnidaria; Anthozoa; Scleractinia; Pocilloporidae
Product: vacuolar protein sorting-associated protein 54
Biological process (GO): retrograde transport, endosome to Golgi; Golgi to vacuole transport
Cellular component (GO): GARP complex
Molecular function (GO): syntaxin binding
Source: RefSeq, a predicted model, not a curated record